Messenger RNA from Vespa crabro (European hornet), 1508 nucleotides. Its product is annotated as active regulator of SIRT1-like. The coding region runs from base 63 to 485 and encodes 140 amino acids. The record is from RefSeq and is a predicted model, not a curated record. The transcript has 4 exons. Gene Ontology annotation, molecular function: enzyme binding. Lineage: Eukaryota; Metazoa; Arthropoda; Insecta; Hymenoptera; Vespidae. Gene Ontology annotation, cellular component: nucleolus.
UAAUCUAUAUAUAUUUGUUAUUAUUAUUAAUCAAUAAUAAAUUAGUAAAAAAUAACUAAAACAUGUCCAAUUCGCUUGUUCGUAAGAGUCUUGAACUCUUCGAAUACGAUGAUUUGAAAAAAGAAAAAAAGAAGAAGAAACAUAAUAGUUAUAAAGGAACUUUAGAAUUAAUUCCUGCUAAGCAUAGAAUUAUUUCUUUUAAGGAAAAGACAAAUAUCAAUAAUAUUUUGGGUCGAUCCAAUAAAGUUACUGUAUAUGAAGCUAAAAAACGAUUGGAGUCAAAGAAGGAUUUAAUGGAAGAAAAUAUACAGAAUCUUUUAUUAUUGAGUAGUAAUUGUUUGGAUCAACAUACAGUUGACAAGGUUUUAAAACGAGCUGUUAAGAAACAAUAUAUACCAAAAAAGAAAAAGAAGCCAAAACAAGAAAGUACUGCAUUUUCGGAGGAAGAUUUUAAGAAAUUUGAACAAGAAUAUGUAGACGAAUAAGGUAGAAUAAUAUCUUUUGUAUAUUAAUAUGUAAAGAAAAAUUAAUAAUUGUUCACGUUAUUUGUUGUAAAUAAUUUACAACAAAGGAAAGAAAGCUGAAAUUAUAAUAAAUUUAAGAUUAUCUAUACGUCAUUUCUAUUUUAUAUUGUGGAACGAUAAAUUUCCAUUUUAGAAAGUGUAAAAGAUUAAAUAACAUUUUUUUUCAUUUAGGUUAUCGUGAAUUUGUAGUUUCACGACAUAAUAAUAUUUAUUUAGAUGAAAAUUGUGAUAGAUAUUACAGUUUCUCUUAUUAUCUAUUGAAAAUAAUCUUAAUUCAUCGUUCGAGUUGUCAGUAAUAUUUCUUUAUUUAUCAUAUGAAUUGUUGAUAAUAUGUUUAAAUUAUCUUAUGAAUUAUAGAUAAUAUAUUUGAAUUAUCUUACGAGUUGUCGAUAAUUUAUUUGAACUGACUUUAAUUUGUUUUAAAAUUUCCAUAAGUUUUCUCUAUCAUUAUUCGAAAGUUUUGGAAUACAUAAACAUUCUUAUUUAUUUAAAAUUGAGAUACGAGCCCUUUGUAAUUAAAAAUGAAGCAGUAUUCAUCUGGCGCAAAAGAUAUUAGAAAAAUUAGUAGUUUAUAUAUAUUCUAGAACUAUGAGAUGUAUAGGUUAUCUAAGCUCAUGUUCCAGAAGAUUUUUUUGGGAAUAAAUGUUGGGAUAGAUUUAAGACUCAAAGAAUCACUGAUUGCUAGUGUAUUGAUAUUAAAUGUGUGAUAAAUUUUUUUUAAACUAAACUUAAAAAAGAAUGUAGAAAAACAACACUAUGAGAAAUAAAACGGACGUCAUUUAAGAGAAAUAUUAAGGAAGAAUGUUGUGUAAAAUUGACAUAUUGGCAAACAGUUUAUAACUUUGUGAUUUAAGCGAGUAUUUAAUUUACGCAUUAAUAUAUAAUAUCAUAAUAAAAAAAUAGCCCAAGAAUUCCCAAAAUCUUAGAGAAAUAUGAAAUUUUUACCACUUAUGUAAAUAUUUGAAAUAAAGUAUUUAUAAAACA